UGUAAUGUAUUAAAAUUGAAAAUUCUAAAGCACCGAUAUUAUGAACACGUUACUAAGAAGAGUAGUCGGUUUGUUAAAUAGAUCUCCGUUAAUUAAAGAUCGUCCAAGCGUACAAUUAAUCUUUGUCAACGAUAUUCAUAACAGUCACCGAAUUCUGUACAACAAACAUGAAAACAACAGCGAAAUCGUACCUUUCUAUUUCAAUGUUAACAAAAAGGAGAAAGAGACCUUUUUAGAAAUCAUACGAAUAUACAUGAGAGAAGACAAAAGUCGAAAGGGACAAUUGCACUUCAUUACGAUGGCAUUGAAGUACAUGGACGAAUUUGGUGUGAACAAGGAUUUGGAAACGUACAAGGCGAUAUUCGAUAUAUUUCCAAAAGGAAAAUAUAUUCCAGAGAACAGAUUUCAAAUCUUGUCAUUUCACUAUCCGAAGCAUCAGAACACAGCUAUAGCUAUACUCAAUAAAAUGGAAGAUAAUUUUGUUUUACCCGAUUACGAGAUGCAACAAAUGAUCCUAAACACGUUCGGUGACAAGAAUUUAGUUAUAAAGAAGUGUUGGACGAUGUUUUACUGGUUGCCGAAGUUCGCUGAAUUAAAUCCGUGGCCUGUUCCUCAUCCGACGCCAACAGAUCCCAAAGUACUUGCACAAAUUGCUAUGGAGAAAGUAUCUGGUGCAGAUCCACAGACUAAACUUACCAUGUACAGAACGACGGACGUACCGGAUGCGAUAGACGAUACUUGGAUCAUGUCUACUAUGAGCCAAACGCAACAGGAACUACUUGCUGCUCAGCCAACUGAUAAAUCAUUGAUAGUGGAGGGUCCUUUUACAGUUUGGGUCGACAAAUACUGUAUAGAUUAUUUUGUAUUAAAAGGAGAACCAAUUAAGAGAGAAGUCAUUUAUGGAGAAUAUGAUGAUAUAUCAGAUUUGAAAAUUCCAUUUUGGGAGAGGCACAACUUUAAGAUACCUGUUAAUGUUCACGAACAGGAAGACGGCGUAUAUUAUGCGAUGUGCGCGACGGGCACAUCUUCCAAAGAUUCUCUUUUAUCAUGGAUAAGAUGUUUGCAAAAAACAAAUCCAAUUUUAGAAAAAAUACCAGUGACUUUUAAACUUACAUCAAUGUUGGACGAAGGACUGUACAUCGAAACAUCUGAUACAAGCUCUAAUGUAAAACAAAUACCACAGGACACGGAUAGAGAGAAAUAGUUUAUUAAUUUAUGUAAAUAAAGUUGUUUGUACAGUA
Molecule: messenger RNA, 1241 nt
Organism: Ceratina calcarata
Lineage: Eukaryota; Metazoa; Arthropoda; Insecta; Hymenoptera; Apidae
Gene: ECSIT
Product: evolutionarily conserved signaling intermediate in Toll pathway, mitochondrial
Exons: 2
Coding region: 41-1204 (387 amino acids)
Biological process (GO): innate immune response; cell surface receptor protein serine/threonine kinase signaling pathway
Cellular component (GO): mitochondrion
Source: RefSeq, a predicted model, not a curated record